AUGAGUCACUUACAAAACUUACUGUUAGACACCUUGCUGGGGACAAAGCACGUGGACAGUGCCGCCCUCAUCAAACUCCAAGAAAGGAGCCUGUGUGUGACAUCACCAGGAUUUAGUGUAAUGCCAAGUGAUGUUCGAACACUUGUGAAUGGAUUUGCCAAAAACCCACUGAUAACCCGAAGGGAAGGCUUGUACUUCAAGGAAAAGGAUUACAAAUGUGUCCGGGCAGACAACUAUUCUCUUUAUGCUAAGAAUGAGAACACUGGUGUGGUUGUUGUGAAGACCCAUCUGUAUCUUCUGGUGGCCACUUACACUGCAGGCAUGUAUCCUAGCGUCUGUGUGGAGGCCACAGAGAAGCUGGGAGACUAUCUAAGAAAGAAAGGAAGCUAA
Molecule: messenger RNA, 390 nt
Organism: Microtus ochrogaster (prairie vole)
Lineage: Eukaryota; Metazoa; Chordata; Mammalia; Rodentia; Cricetidae
Gene: Pfn4
Product: profilin family member 4
Cellular component (GO): cell cortex
Molecular function (GO): actin monomer binding
Source: RefSeq, a predicted model, not a curated record